This is a messenger RNA of Hyaloperonospora brassicae, 747 nucleotides long. Lineage: Eukaryota; Oomycota; Peronosporomycetes; Peronosporales; Peronosporaceae. The record is from the annotation of a GenBank genome assembly.
AUGGCCAGUAGAUGCGUCCUCUUCGUGUUCCUGGCAGCGCUCGUUGGUCCUGCGUUUGGGCAACGGAACGCCACGCAGUCGGGCUGUGAAGUGUGUGCAAGUAGUGGAGACUGUGCUCAGGCCUAUCGAGGCACGCCGGGCCAGUUCUGCGGCCACUGGCUCGACCGCCGAAAUGCACGCCGUCCGUGCUGCUGCCCAGACAACGGCGUCUGCAGCGUCUCUACUUACGCCUGUAGUUGCAACGAUGCUCGAAACGCAUAUCCCUACCGCAUACGGGACGGAGGGGGCGGUCUUUUAUGGCUGUGGACUCUGCUCGGGUCACUAGCGCUGUUCCUGUGUUGCUGCGGCAGCUGUUUCAUGGUGGCCAAGCGCAUGAAAGACCGGCGGGACCAGAAGAAUGCAAUUCCACUUGCAGCUCCUGUGGCGGGUCCCGCCAGUGGAGACACAUCGAGCCACCCGUACGAUACGACGUCGGCCGCGUAUGCUGCCGCUCCAUACGAACCUGUGCAUACUGCUACGUCGCGAAUGCAUGACGGCUCUUACGGCCACAGUAGAGGUGGCGGCGGCAUGGGCGCUGGGGCGGGUGCAGCACUGGGUGGAACAGCUGGUCUAAUAGGAGGACUUAUGCUUGGAGGAGCGCUGGCUGAUCAUGGCGACUCGUAUGGGUACGAAAGUGGCUUUGACGGUGGCGGCGCUAUUGACUGUAGCGGUGGAGAUUUUGGUGGAGAUUUUGGUGGAGAUUUCUGA